AAAAUCAUUUCAAUAUUUUCUUACAUUUUUCAAGUUCAUAGAUUUUUUUUUCAAUAACAACAAAUUUAAGUGAAAAAGAUUAAAAUUUAUUAAUUGUUAAAAAAUUAAACGUAUUUACCAAACAAAGAAUUUAUUUUAUCUAUCUAAAUCUAAAUUCGUGCGUCCCAUCGCAAAAAAUUGCUUGCAAAAUAGGUUAUCCAAAGAUGGAGGUUGAGAAAAAGUUGUCGUUGCGUUCCACGUCGAAGACGAAUUGCGUGUCGAAGACAGCAUUUAACCAAACGAAGGCUGGUAAAUGCCAACGUCCUAGGGGACCGCUUCAUCGCAAUCCAUAUUUGAAUUUUCUACGCGAAUUUCGUCAACGCAAUUGUGGUCUCUCAGCUGUGGAAAUCAUACGACGCGGCGCUAAGGAAUGGAAUAAUAUGGCAAAAGAGAGCAAAUUGCGGUAUAUUGAAGAGGCUUUUUAUGCACCCAAGAAAAGAAAACUACCGCAACCGCCGCCACAUAAGCAGCAGCCGACACAAAUGCGGGUGGUGUCAUAUGCGAAAGACUGCGGCCCUGUGUGCCCUAGGGCAAAUGCUGGUUGUAAAAAACGCCGCAAGAGGCGAAUGGCUAAAUGUGGACGCAAAAGGCGGCCAAAGAUGAGUUGCGCCAUGAAACGACGACCGAGGCGCCGUGCAUGUCGAAGGAAAAAGAGGCGAAGUUGCAGAGUCUAG
Molecule: messenger RNA, 713 nt
Organism: Rhagoletis zephyria (snowberry fruit fly)
Lineage: Eukaryota; Metazoa; Arthropoda; Insecta; Diptera; Tephritidae
Product: protamine-like
Biological process (GO): sperm DNA condensation; spermatogenesis
Source: RefSeq, a predicted model, not a curated record